Molecule: messenger RNA, 3105 nt
Organism: Trichomonas vaginalis G3
Lineage: Eukaryota; Parabasalia; Trichomonadida; Trichomonadidae
Product: VPS8 subunit of corvet complex family
Exons: 1
Coding region: 1-3105 (1034 amino acids)
Biological process (GO): endosomal vesicle fusion; protein targeting to vacuole
Cellular component (GO): late endosome; HOPS complex
Molecular function (GO): protein binding
Source: RefSeq, a predicted model, not a curated record
AUGUCAUCAUUGAAUUGCCGAUUAAGUAAAUUACCAGGUAUUGAGAAUUUCAUAAGAGAUACAUCAUCUAUGUCCUCUAGUGGAAGCAAAACACCUGGAAUUGAUGAAAUUAUAACAAAAGUUGUUUCUGCAAAAAAUGUAAUUGCUUUUUCAACGUCAGAAGAUCCAUUCCCAUAUUUGUAUUUUAUUGGCAGUAACCAAGUGUUAAAUCCAUCCAUUGAUGUUUCUAUUUUAGAUCAAUCUUUGAUAAAUCGACCAUUAAUCACAGCAUUAGACAUAUCUUCAGACGAAGAAUAUGUCGUAACAGGAUAUAACAACGGUCAAAUUAUACUCUGGAGUACAAAACUUCGAAUUCGCGUCGCUUAUUUCAACGAAAUCGGAACUUCUCCUGUAAAUAGCAUUUCUUUUCAACAAGAUAUGAAAUCAAUAUUUGUAGCACUCAGCAAUAACCAAGUACAUCAUCUUUCUCUUAUGUCUAUUAUGGAUUAUUUGACAAUAAAAUCUGAAGACUUCUUCCCAGUUAAAACUCCAGCACUACAAAUCAAGUCAAUGGCAUUUUGUGACUGCUCUCGAGUAUAUGUUGCUCUUUCUUUUGAAAAUUCUGUUCGAGUUAUCGUUCCUGGCAAUUUCAAGAAGACUGUGUUAGAUCUAAAUAUCGACAAUCCAAUCAUCUCAUUAUCCAACUACGAAUGGACAAUAUAUCUUGCCAUUUCUUCGCAUAAUACUUUAUAUAUUUAUUCUAUCAACGACAAUGAUGAAUACAAGCUCAUUAAUCAGAUGGAGUUCGAUGCACAGAUUACAAAUAUCCAAUUUGUUUCUAGUUCUAUCAUUUCCAUUUACUUCAAUGAAGAAAUCAAACUUGUUCAUAUCAAUGGACAAAUUCUAUCGGUUAUGAACAAUUUACCUAAAACUCCGAAAUUACUUUCUACGCUGAAUGAUGCCUGUAUCAUCCUUCCUUACAUAAUUAACAUCGAACAAUGGAAAGAACGCCUAGAUAACCUCCAGAAAGAAGGGAAAUACCAAAAAGCAAUAUCCACUGCCCUCGAAAUUUACAACGGAGAGAGUAUUGAGUUUGAAUGUUCAAUUGAUAGAGAUGAUAUCAGGGAAUACAUCAAUAAACUGCUUGUUUCCUUUGUUAAAAGUGGUACAGUAACACAACAGGAUAUGUUAUUAAUCGCAAAUGCUGCAAUUGAAACAGAAUCUCCACAACAAUUGCUCAGAUUAGGUCUUUUCGAGAUGGCUGACCAAUCUAUACAACACCCGUUGAUUGUUGCGAUGCUUUCUGCUGCUGCAAAUCGCUCAGACCUCGCUCCUUCGAUUGUAAGAAAAGUUAUCGAAUUAAGUGACGUAGAUUCAGAAGUUUUGGAGAAUUUCCUGAUGAGAAUCACAUUACCACCAAGUUUUACCCAGGAAGUCAUUGCUUUUGCCAAGAGAAAACGCUUUACAAGGUUUUUAAUUCAUCAUUUUGACACAGUUUACAACAACAUCUUCCCAAUCUUUGCCGAUGUUGUUGAGAAUGGCACAAAAGAAGAAAUAGCCACUGCUUUACAGUAUAUUUUCUUGAGCGGAGAAUUUGAACCUCGGAAAUCGAAUAUUUGCAUUGUUUGGCUGUUCGGCCAACAAUCUACAAGGGCGAGAAAGUGUUUCGAGUCAAAUUGGUCGAUGGCUUCUCAACUUUUCAAAGUUUUCAUUUCCAGAUCUCCAAUUUCCUUCAGCUCCUGCCAGAAAUUGACAGCGGAAAACAUAACAGUGGCUACAGCAGCCAGCUUCGACGGAGCUCCUUUAGGCAGCGCCGAUUUAUUAUUUGAGAUAUUAUCUCAGCAUUUGUUAAACUUGAACAUCCCUGUUCCAAGCGAACGCCUCAAGACAUUCAUCUCGUUUAUCUUCGAAUCGAACUCAGAUAAGAAAGUUCGAGAAAAAUUGUUCAAAAGAAUUGUAGAAAAAGAUUUCAAAGAUGUUGUUGUAUUAAAUGACUUCCAACAACUUUGUGUCUCCGCCGGUUUUUCCGAUAUCGUUACUCAAUAUUUCAAAGAUAUCAAUUACGAGUCAAUUAUCACUACUUAUCUACUUUCUGAUCAGCCAGAAGAUUCUUUCAACUAUAUAGAGAGCAAUGACCUUGAUAAAGAAAGAAUUUCCAUUGCAAUUCAUCAUAGAUUUAAUGCUUUGUUGUUAUUGAAUCCAAAACGAUUCGUUUCUAUUCUAAUGCAUAAUUACAAGGACUUGCAUCCGAAAUUCAUCAGAAAUCUCGGAAUUCCUUCAACAAUUAUUUUGUAUUAUGAAAGUUUGUUCGAAACAGAAGACGGAAAGCUUGCUACAAAGGAAGAUGCCUACUACUUCAUCGAGUUUCUCUACAAGAACAACAUCGUAAAGUUCGUUUCUUUCGUUGAAAAACCAUUUGUUUUGACUUUAGACGAAAUCUAUAAUUUCUGCGAAGAGAAGAAGAUCUACAUUGGAUGUGCAACGUAUUUGGCCAUCAAAGAAGACUUUUCGAAGUCAUUUGAAUACUAUGAAAAACAUUUGAACGAAGGAGGCCAAAUGUGCCCUUCAAUUUCGAGACUUCUAAUGAAGAAUAUCCUCAAAAUCUUUUCUGCAACACAUUCCAAGGUCAUUAGAACCAUAAUUAAUCCAUUAGUUUACGGAAGUGGCGGAGAAAACGAUGCAGAGAUGACAAGAGAGUUCAUCGAUAUAGGAUGCUCUUGUAUUGAUCGCCACGAAGUACUUUUGGCCGUUUUACCGUUAGUUACUUGCACAUUAGACAAAAGUAGAGCGAGAACGACCAUUUUGAAGUUCAUUAAGAGCUUCAACUGCUUCUAUGUAAUGAACAAACCUAAAGAUAGCAAUCUCGCGAAGACAUUACAUAGAAUUUCAGAAAAUAGCCUUGAAGAAAUCCUCACAAGCAGUUCGUUGACAGUUAUUGAUGGAGGAGAUGGAGUUACUCUUCUCUCUACACUUGCAAGUGAUGGCGAAAACGCAAAGAAGAUGCCAGCAGAUUUAUUUAGCGAUGUAAAGUCUGCUUUUCAAGGUGCUGAGUCCAUUUUCGUUGAAGAAGGAAAUAGAGUUAGUCAGGAUAUUGAUGCAACAAUUAUCCUUCUUAUUGAUGUUUAA